This is a messenger RNA of Alternaria conjuncta, 2241 nucleotides long. RefSeq lists its product as uncharacterized. Bases 1 to 2241 code for a protein of 746 amino acids. The transcript has a single exon. NCBI's taxonomy places the organism in Eukaryota, Fungi, Ascomycota, Dothideomycetes, Pleosporales, Pleosporaceae. The record is from RefSeq and is a predicted model, not a curated record.
AUGGAGAGUCGCCAACCACCACCUGAGCGCUCUAGCUCGAACGACUACAUCGACGAGACACAGUUGUCGUUCAACGAACUCGAGGCGCAGAGAUGGGAUCGCGCGUUGGAGAGCUCACAGCGCGCACUCAACCAGUCGAUGAACUUGCCCGGUUAUCAAGACUUCUGUAACUUCAGCGCACCCAUUCGGGGCCGAGAUUUUCAAGGGAGUCCAGUCUGGUCUGAAGGCAGUAUGAGCGGUGGCCCGGGUGACGACACUUUCCAGUCUCCUUCCAGCGACACUACCGUCAAGAUGGACGAUGGCUGCCGCUUCGGUCAGGUUGGCGAGAUGUAUGCCCGGCGUCCGGCGCUCGAUAUCGCGGUUCCCAGAUCAGAGACGGGUGCUACGAAUGGCUCCGCAUCUUCAGGUUCUGAUAUCUCACCGUUAUCUCAGCGCCAGUCCUUCGCCGGCGUCGCGGUCGAGUCACCUUUUCGUACUGACUUCGGCGGUCCAGUCCACACUCCACCCAGCCACGGCAUAUGGUCUCCUGCGCAGCUGCAGAAAGAAAUUGCGCGAAACUCCGACAACUUCUAUACCCACCCCAGCAUAGCCAAGACUCAAGUUCCCGCCCGUCCGCAGUCAACAUUCCCCAUCCCACGAAACAUGCCUUUCGAGGAGAUGAUCGUACCGCGCGGACCGAAUCUGCACCAGCGAAGACUCGAUGCUAGAGUGUCAAGCUCCCCGGGUAUACCGUCGCCACUCGGUCCUGGACGUAUGCGCGAGCAACUCCACGAGGGAGACGUUGGAGAUGUGUCGCUCUCACCAGCCCCGAACGGCCGUCUCCACACGAGCGAUAAGAUGAAGUACGGGAAGCACAACCCAAGCAACAACGACACGAAGAACGUCUGGCAGAACACCCCGUCUCCACAUUCACCUACCGUGCAACGCUACGCAUCCAGCGGCUCGAUCGACUCGCCCAUGUUCGACGUAUACCCGCGAAGCGCUGAGAUAGACGAAGAAGGAAACUUGACCUUGGGUUGUUCGCCGUACAGUAACGGUUCUGGACAUGCGCGAAAGCACACUGAUCCUUUUGUUGACCAUAAGCCGUUUCAGGUCAGCACUGGGUCUACGACUCGCAUGUGUGGAGUUGGUGCGCCUGGUUGGCCUGUCCCACCGGCUGGCACUCGCCCGCCGUCUGUCCAUCCUAGCAUGUAUGGACGUACUCGGCCGCCUUUCCACAACCCGGCUGGCAUUCAGAUGUGUGGGAGCAACAAUAGGAUUAGCUGGGACCCCCGAUCUCCAGAGUUCGUGGGCAUGGUAUCUGCGGAUCGCUUACGUGCUAGUAACAGUGGCUUCGACACCAGAUCUCAGUCGUUCAACCGCCCGCCGUUUGUGGAUGUUCGGACAUGUGGAACUACGCCUUUCGAUCGCCCGUCUAAUGCGAUUGUGUGUGAAGCUCCUCUAACCAUACCAUCCCCAUCUGAGACUCGCACGAGCAGCGGCUUCAAGCCCUUCGUACCCUCAUCUCAGUCAUUUGGCAAGCCUUUCAUGCCCUCAUCUGAGUCGUUUGGCCAACCGCUCCAUACAUCAUCCACCGCAACAUGGCCCACCUCCGCGCCCGCGACCGCGACAUCCGGCUUCGCCACCCCAGCCUCUACAGAAGACCCUCACUCCGCCCAUGAACCAACUUUCCAAGCCCGUCUACCCCUCCGCUCAAACCUACCCAUCCCACCUCCCCCACUCUCCUCCAUCUCAGGCCAGUACGACCACAGCCCCUCAGCCCGCGCCCGUCUCGACGCCCAGAAGCCCAUCCGCACAGCCUGGAUCCGCUCCGAAGCGUCCAAGAUAGCCCAGCUAGCAAAACUUCGCCACGCAAUGGAGAAGCGGUACGAAGAAACCCGUUCCGAAGCAGACUACUCAGCCUGGCAGACUCUUCAAACAGCGUAUGAAGAUGCGACGAAUCUGGAGAAGAGGCAGGAGGAGAGGCGGAACCUUUUCCUUAGAGAGAAGAAGAUGGAGGCUUUGAAGACUGAUGUUGUUGAGGACAUGUCUGCUGCGAGCCGUAGUGGUAUUGAGGUAAAGGGGGAGGGAGAGGAGAAGUUGCUGGGGUAUAAGAUGGCGCUUAUGGAGCGUGUGUGUGCGGAGGUUAAGCCUGAUGGGGAGGAGGAGGCUAUUACGGGCGAGAUGUUGGCGACGUUGAGUAAGGAGGAGAAGAAGGCUAUUCGGAAGCUGCUCGUUGGUCGUAUGGAGCGCAUGGCUUGA